UAUUUUUUCAAAGUUUUUUUUAUGUUAGUUAGAAUUAUAAAUAGAAUAAAAUGGAACCAAAUAGUAGUCUAAGAAUUAAUAGACCUAGAAUUAAUGUUAACUUGAACCCAACAUUUGCCCCCUUGUGUACUUUUAUACAACCAUAUGAAAAUGUGAUUGGUGGACCUCAACAACUGUUGAAUCAAGAGUUUGGUGGUAUGCAAGUUUUAAAUUUUGAAGAAGUCUUUAAUAUUUCAGAAAUUGAUAAAGAUGUGCAUUUAAAUAUGGGCUCAAAUAAUAGAUCAUUUCCGUUUCAACAGAUGCCAUUUUUACUAGAUGGACAUUAUCAUUCUUUCCAGUCUGAAACAUGGUCUCCCAUAAAAUUUCAACUACCUCCAAGCCCUAUAUCUGUUCAACUUCCUCCAAGCCCUAUUUCUGUUAAAAGAUUUGAAAAGAUUGAUGAAAUAACAGAAGACUUUGAUACUCAAACAACAGAAAAACGCUUUACUAUGAGCCACUUUGGAGAAAUAGAUAGUGAACUUUGUUUUGAAAAAGAUAAUAUUUUAAAUCAAGCUAUUUCAAUUUGUGAUAGAAAAUUAGAAACUCAGGAAGAUUAUAGCACAUUCUCAAUUGAUAGUUUAUUUUCUAGUCAGAGUGUUGUUUAUAAAUCACAAGUAAAAAAGCCAAGUUUGUUUUUAACAGUUAGUAAAGUGUCUGAAAAUUCUGAAAUGAAAAAUGAAAAAAUAAAUAAAGGUCUGAACAAACGAGUAAAUGAACGACGAAAAGAAUUGUCUGAUAACAUUCGGUCGUUGAAUAGUUUACUACCAUAUGCAAUCUGUCAAAAUUCUCGAGUAUCACGUGAAGUUACAUUGCAAAAGGCUCAUGAGUACAUUGUUUACUUAAACGAGGAGAUAGAAUUUGUCAAAAGUCAGUUCAAUAAAGCUGAGUUUGAAAAUAAAAGUCUAUUUUGGUUUUUAUUUCUUAUAGUUGAAUCACUUGUCCAGCCUGUUGAAUUAACUGCAUUAGAAAAAUCUAACUUUGCUCCAUAUGUUAAACCCAGCUCAACUAAGGCGCUAGAUAUAUUAAAAAGAAAGAAAAAAUACAAAAACAUGGUGAAAAGACCCAUGAAUUCAUUUAUGCUAUUCAGUAAAGAAAAUCGGCCCACAUUUUUCAAAUGUUUUCCAGGUCUAAGCAAUCGAGAAGUCAGCAAACUGUUGGGAAUAGCAUGGCAAUCUGUUGAUGAAGCUCACAAAAAUUUUUAUAGAGAAGUCUCGGUUCUUCAACGUUUAUAAAUUUCAAAUAUUUAACGCCCUCCAUUAACCGCACUUCAACAAAAUCUUAUGGAUAUUGAUAUAAUUAUGAAAAUAAUGCUUAUAAAACCGAUAUGAGAUAUUAGUGGUGCUGAGAUCUUAUUGGUUUGCGAUGGUUUGGUGUUUGAAAUUGAGUUCUACUCCUCAAUCUUUAAUUUUUUGAUUUUCUUUCAGUUGUUUCGUGAAAAUCUAGCUUGAAAAAUCUAAUCUGAUUAACAAUAAAAAAAACUUUAUAUUUUAUUACAUAUAUUGUUUAUGAUUUUUCUUUAUUUAAAACUGUCUUGUUAGAUCUUAGCAACUUUAGCUAGUUUUUUUUAAUUUCUAAUUCGUUGUAAGAAGCAAAUAAAAAAAAAGAAAAAAGUUGUAUAUUUUUUUAG
This is a messenger RNA of Hydra vulgaris (swiftwater hydra), 1666 nucleotides long. RefSeq lists its product as uncharacterized. Gene Ontology annotation, molecular function: protein dimerization activity. Lineage: Eukaryota; Metazoa; Cnidaria; Hydrozoa; Anthoathecata; Hydridae. The record is from RefSeq and is a predicted model, not a curated record.